AUCGGCUCAAAACACAUGACAUGGAUCUGGCAACACCACCCAGAGGCGGGACGCGCAGGCGCACUUGUGCUGUCCCGUCGGGUGGUUCAGUUUGAAAUCCAAAAGGAAGGCAUCAAGGAAGAAGCAGUUGCUGGUACUUUCGUGUACUUUCUUCCCGCCGUGAUGACGGAUCCAUUUGUUCAGAGGAUGAUGGCCCGAAGCCAUGCGCGACGGGCAGCAGUGGCCCAGACAUUGGGGAACAAGGAAAAUGUGUCUAUGUCAGAUUCCACUCGCUCCAGGUUGAAGCAUCUCAGUGCUCUUCACUCAGGUAACUCCAGUGAGGCUCUUAGUCCACUUCAACCAUCUGUUGAUAACAUUGAGCCUCCCAGGACUGCCUCGCUCCCAAAAAAAUCUGACUUCAGUCCAGACAGGAAAUUGAGAAAGGAGCCUGGAGAUAUGGAAAUGCAUCAGCCAGUCAAAAUUGGAGAGAACCAAGGCCCCACUUCCCCUCAUAAGCCAAGACUGACCUCUCUGGCUAAGAGAUGUCAAGAAAUAAAUAAUUGGGAUGAUGACUACUCUUAUCACUCAUCUAGUCAUGGCUCUCAGGUAGCAGUAGGGGGGAACUCUGCUUCACCAAAAAAGUUUGAUGUGCAUGGUGCUUACUCUCUAUCUGCUUCUAAUCCUGGUAAGAUCAAGCCACUGGAAGUAGAGGAACUAACAAAAAACACUAAUGUUCUUCAAAGCCCUUCACGCUCAUCGUCAACGUCAUCUUAUGGCAGUGUUGGUAGUGGUGGUGAGUCUUCUCUUUCAAGCUAUGCUUCCUUGUCUCCAGCCACUAAGGCACCUUCCUCUCCUCAUGUUGCUCAGCAUCCCAAGCUUCAGUCCAAUCUUCAGACACCAAACAAGACAGAGUUAAGCCAGAAUGCCAAUGCCUCUCCCACAAAAAAACUACUCUGGGACCGAGGAUUGCUUAAUUCAUUGAUCAAUCUAAAUGAUGGUUUACAAGAAGCUUUGGAAGCACAAGGUUUUACCCCGACUGACUCUCGCUCAAAACUCUACUAUGAUUUUAAGAAAGACCAACAGAAAAAUGCAAAUGAAGAAAGUCCAUCCAAGACUUUCUCAACAACAAGGAUUCCUUCACCUCCUGCCAGCCCCUCUAAGGUGAGAAGCAUAAGUCUUGCAGAACUUAUAAGAAGCAACAGUCCUCAAAAAUCCAGUCAAGUAACAAAGCAAGAAAGUUCUACUGCCUGCUUGCCUGUCACUCAAACCUCUAACACUUGCUUGCCACUGCCGCCACCACCUCCUGUGGUUGUGUCAUGUCUGCCCAAAAGUCCAGUGUCAAGUCCUUCUCGCCUGUUUGCUCGUGUAUCCAGUCCUGAAACAAAGAUUAAGGGACGAGGACGAGAUGUCAGCCCAUCCAAAGUGGGAGAAAUGAGAAGUCGUUGGGAGCAACACAUUCGUCAGGCAUCUCCAGAGCGAACUGACCGCUCUCGUAGCCCAAGAAAAACUGAGAGUCCGAAGAAAGUUCCUUCACCUAAGAAAAACCAACAAGUGACCUCUACUAGCAACACUGAAAUCCCUUCCCAGUCUGCUUCUGUGAACCAUGAAAGCCCAUCAAAGAGUCCUGAAAAGUACAAUCAGAGUGGAUUUAAACGUUUCACAUCUGAACGCAAAAGUUGGCGUGAGGUUAGUCCACAUAAACCUGGGCCGAUUGGAGAAGUGGUAAAAGGAGAAGCUCCUAUGCCCCAAGCUGUACCUCUUGUAGACCAGCCAUUCUCUUCUUCUGUUAGAGAAAGAGCUGCAGCCUUUGACAGUGCAAAAAAGCAAGAACCCCAGAAGGAUCCAGCAGAGAUGAGUGUGCAGGAACGUCUUGCCAUCUUCAGCAAGAAGCAAGGUGGAGCUUUGGUCCCUAAGGCUCCAUUUGGCCAGCCAGUUCCAGCCAAGGCUCUCCAAAGUGGUAGUGUUGGGAGCCAAGAAGCAGCUAUCCACUCUUCUGUGGCUCAUUCCCAGCCUGUACAAAGACCCUCUAAGAGGAUGGCAUCAGAAGCUGCUUCUACAUUUGAACACCAUGGAUCUGUAUCCCAGAAGAAUGAUAAGCACAUGUCUCCAGAUAAAAAAAGGAUCACUAACUUUGAACAACAAAGGAAAGCCUUUGAAUACAUUGAAGACAGUUGGCAGGACAAUGACAUUUCCUCAAAAGUGCGAGCAGAACGCCAGCAGGAGAUGGAAGUUCUGCUGAACAGGUUCAAGAAGCCAAAGCAAAUGCCAAAAUCAAACAACAUUGAAAAUAGACAUCAGUCAUUAAAUGAGAAGCCAAGAUAUCCUGUGGAGUCAGAAUCAGAGUAUUUGGAGAGUGAUGAAUCAAUUGGAGAGUCAUCCACCUCCGAGGACUCUUCCCAGGACAACAUGCCUGGACCUCCCAAACCUCCUCGCCUCUACAAGGACGUCAUCCCAGAAGCCCCACCCCUUCAGGAUGCUGUUGCUAGACGCACCCAAUUGUCUCCACUAAAAGUUCAUCAGUCUCCCAAGAAAGAAUUUAUACCAAAGAUGAAACCUGGUUGCAUCUACCCUUCAUUGUCAGACAUUGAGUCCCACUCUGAAGCUCCAGACAGUCAGGAUGAGGAUGUCAAGGACUCUAGGUAUGUAUAUAAUAUGAUAUUGCCUCCAGAUGUUUGCUCUCCUGCAAGGAAACCAUUCACACCAAAGAAGAAACCAGGCUUCCUGUACCCAUCACUCUCAGAUAUUGAGUCUCGCUCAGAAGCUCCUGACAGUCAAGAUGAGGAGACAGAUUCUAGUUUUGCAGAGAGUGUGUUAACAUGUACCUCUAUGGAGAGUCUGGGACAGAAGAUUCAGAAAGUUGCAAACACUGGAUCCAGGAGGCCACUGUCUAUGAUUGAAGAAAGUACAUACUCUCAGACCCGUGUAAAUAGUUCCAUGUCUGAAAGUACAAUGGAGGCUCUUGAUGCCAUUGAUGAUGCAAUCGAUGAAGCCUUGGAUGACGAUUUGUCACCAACACCACCAAAGAGACAGUGCUCACGGGACAAUAUGAAUGUUUACAAGACUCCAAAAAUCAAUGACACACCUCCCAGUCAUAACACAGAGGAACAAGAUGUUACUCUUGCCCACUCUAUCUCCAUGUACAGGAAACAGAAACCGGAUGUAAUCUGCACCCCAGUACGACAGAUAAUUCGUCGGCCAGAUCUACACUCACCUUCCCCAGAGCCUGUUAGUCCAUCAGUAACUGUGAGCGCCCGCAUCAAAGAGUUGCAAGAGGAGGUGUUAGAGCAACAGCGUGUGAUAGCUCAGGCAUCUAAUGCAGUGUCAGUAGUUCUUAAACGCCCAGAGCAGCAGGGCACCCCACAACAUGUUGAGGCUGAGAAGCUCCUGCUUUUAUCCAGCCAGAAAAGACAGUCAGCACUAAAUGAAAUCCAGAGAAUAAAAGCUGAAGGAGCUUUGGGUCAACAGAGUUGGGCAGGUGACGACACCUGUAUGGGGUCAAUCAGUAUCAGCAACAUAACAGUUCCACUUAAACAUGAGUUUCUCCAGAGAGGAAUGAAAGGUAAUGACUUGUAUCAUCUAAUGGUCUUGGUGAAGCAUAGGGAGCAGGUGAUCUCCUCUCAGCUGAUGACAACACCAGAGUGUGUAGUGGAAGGAGCUGUUACUUUCCCAAACCUCAUCGCUCUCCACCACCUUACCUCAAAUUUUAACAUCACUCUUGAAGUAUAUGCUCUCAGCACUCAGGAGCCUCGCCAGUUGAAUAUGAAGAAGGAACAGAGUCGCAUGAAGCUGACUCCCCUAAAGAAGCUGCACAAGCAUGAGUCUCGAACAGCUUCCCCAUCUAUCCAGUCUCCUGGUGGACCAUUUGCUGUUCGCACGUCAUCCUUUCAACUAGUUGGAUUCACUCACCUUAACAUGUCUACUCUUACUAGGAAUGCCUGGACUCUUGAAAUGGUGCCAUAUUCUUCUUCAUUAGAUGGACACUUGCUGAUGCAUGUGAACUGCAGCUUUGAAGGAGGUAUUACAGAGCGUGGCUUCCUCACUAUGUUUGAAGAUGUGGGUGGGUAUGGAGCAUGGAAUAGGCGAUGGUGUGUGUUGAGUGGAAUGCACCUACGUUACUGGAAGUACCCUGAUGAUGAAACCAGGAAGGAGGCAUCAGGAAAACUGGACCUCCGUUCCUGCACAACACGACGUGUCGAACUGGUGUCUCGUGAUAUUUGUGCCCGACAACACACUUUCCAACUCACCCUUCUACGACCUGCACAUCCAGGAGAAGAAACAAACUUAGUUCAAGAAGUGAAGGGAUCUUCAGUUGUAACAAAGAUGCUGUUGUCUGCAGACAGCAAGGAGGAGCGAAUGGUGUGGUGCAACAAGCUUAACAAGGCACUGGCUAACAUAAGAGCCUGGGACCCUGAUGCAAUGCAGCCCCAGGACUACCAAGUCUAAAUAAACAUAGUACAUAUUUUACUUCUAUAAUAUUUGUACAUUAUAUAUAUAUAUAUAUAUAUAUAUAUAUAUAUAUAUAUAUAUAUAUAUAUAUAUAUAUAUAUAUAUAUAAUUACUUGCACGAGUAACUACAAUGACUUGGUUAAUCUGAACUCACAGUUAAUACGCUUAGCUUUACACAGCCUUUUUAUUGUAGUUUUAUAAAAUAUAUCUAUAAAUCUAUAUAUAUAUAUAUAUAUACAUAUAUAUAUACAAUAUAAUCAUAACUUGAUACUGAUCCAUGUCACAGAAGUAUUUUAUAUAACACAUAAUUGUUGAUAUAUUAUGACAAACAAGAAUUAGAAUUAAGGUCAUCCUGUUAAUAUAGUAAGGAGUGAGAUGCCAUGUACAUAUAAAGGAUUAACUAUUUUAGUAAUUAAGCUACUAAAGUGUUAAAGAAUACACAAGACAAACACUUCUUGCCAUUCUCUAUAUACAAUAACCUUUCUAGCUUUAACCAUCUAAUAAACAUAUAGAUACUAAUGCUGUCUCCUUAAAAAAUGCAGGAUUGCUGAGACAAGGCACAUGAACUUCACAUUCAUAAUCCACACCACUCUCUUACCCCAUUGACCCCCAGAGUAGGGAAAGAACUCCUGCUCUCACUUUAUGCACCAUCUAUCAUAACUAAAUAACUUUCAUUCCUGUAAAUUUUUUUUUUUUUUUUUUUUUUUUUCUGCCAUGCUUAAAAAUAUGAAUGCCAUCAGAAUAUGUUACUCAUUUUCAUUAGUCUAGCCUAAAGUAUUACAUAGUGGGAAUACAAAUGCAGGUCCUUUUUAGUUCUAUCUGUUACCUAACUUGGCAAUAGAAAUGUAGUGAGGAUUAUUUUUAUACUUGAUUUUACUAAUGUGGAUAUGCCUUGUUUUGUAUUGGCCUUCUUGAUUCUGUCUUAUUCAAUAAAAUACUAGAAUUUU
Molecule: messenger RNA, 5372 nt
Organism: Portunus trituberculatus (swimming crab)
Lineage: Eukaryota; Metazoa; Arthropoda; Malacostraca; Decapoda; Portunidae
Product: anillin-like
Exons: 23
Coding region: 16-4422 (1468 amino acids)
Biological process (GO): actomyosin contractile ring assembly; mitotic cytokinesis; septin ring organization
Cellular component (GO): actomyosin contractile ring
Source: RefSeq, a predicted model, not a curated record